This is a messenger RNA of Pectinophora gossypiella (pink bollworm), 1223 nucleotides long. Its product is annotated as odorant receptor 85c-like. NCBI's taxonomy places the organism in Eukaryota, Metazoa, Arthropoda, Insecta, Lepidoptera, Gelechiidae. The record is from RefSeq and is a predicted model, not a curated record. Gene Ontology annotation, molecular function: odorant binding; olfactory receptor activity. Gene Ontology annotation, biological process: sensory perception of smell; detection of chemical stimulus involved in sensory perception of smell. Gene Ontology annotation, cellular component: plasma membrane. The transcript is spliced from 9 exons. The coding region runs from base 1 to 1206 and encodes 401 amino acids.
AUGUCGGGAUCAGGGCUAGAGCAAGCGGAGAGAGAGAUUGAUAAGUCUUUGCGUUUAGGUAAAUUUUGUAUGCGCUUCAUAGGGUUGUCGUUUAACCCGGCGAAUAAUGCAUCGGAAUUCAUGCAGCAAAAGGUGAUGCUGGUUCUGUCUGUACUGGGCAUCUGCUACCACGUGUUCAGUGAAAUCGUGUACAUUGGCCUCACGUUGUCCAAUUCGCCACGGGUGGAGGACGUCGUUCCGCUGUUCCACACUUUUGGCUACGGAGCGCUCAGUAUUGCAAAGGUGUUCGUACUUUGGUACAAGAAGGACGUGUUCAGCCAACUGAUCAAGGAGUUGGCGGUAAUCUGGCCGGUCCCGCCGCUGGAUGAAGACGCGCAACUCAUCAAGAACAAGAGCCUGGCCGCGUUGAGCAUCACCCAACGAUGGUACUUCGCAAUAAACAUAAUAGGGGUAUGGUUCUACAACCUGACUCCAAUCGCGAUAUACUUCUACCAGCGGUUCCAGGGUAUGGAGGCUGUCAUCGGCUACGUCUGGGUCUCCUGGUACCCCUUCGACAAGCACGAGCCGAUUGCUCACGUCGCUGUUUAUAUCUUUGAGAUAUUUGCUGGUCAGACUUGCGUGUGGAUAAUGAUCUGCACGGACCUACUGUUCUGCACGAUGGCGAGCCACAUCGUCCUACUACUGCGGCUGCUGCAUCGGAGGCUGGAAUCCAUUGCCGUUGUUGACCAGCCCGAAGACCGUUACUACUAUGACAUUAUCGAGAAUAUCAAGUUGCAUCAGCGACUUAUUAGAUACUGCAACGAUUUGGAAGAAGCAUUCGCUUUAUCAAAUUUGGUCAACUACGUACUCAGCUCCGUAAAUAUCUGCUGCGUCGUAUUUGUUAUCGUGCUCUUGGAACCGUUUUUGGCGAUAAGCAAUAAAUUGUUCCUAUCAUCGGCCCUCAUUCAAAUCGGAAUGAUAUGUUGGUAUGGAGACGACAUCUUACACGCGAAUGCCGAUGUAGCUGCAGCUGCUUAUAACAGUGGUUGGUACCGCACAGACCCUCGCAGUCGAAAAGCUCUUAUGUUCCUCAUCAUCAGAGCCCAAAAACCAAUUGCAUUUACUGCAAUGAAGUUUACCAAUAUAUCACUGGUCACCUACUCUUCGAUUCUGACGAGAUCUUAUUCUUACUUCGCUCUUUUAUAUACUAUGUACAGUGACCGUUAGGUUAUGGUAUAUUGUGU